CCUGCACCUCCCGCACCCCCCAGCGUCACCCGCACGGUCCCCGCCACCUGCCCCGGGCAUCCCCCGCACCGGCCCGGGCUCCCCGAGCGUGGCCCGGCUCAUCCCCGAGCAUCCCUGGCAUCGGUGCGGGCGCUCCGAGCGCUCCCAGCUCAACCCAGGCUCGCCCCGAGCAUCCCCGGGCUCGCCCGCAGCACCUCCCGCCUCGCCCCCGAGCACCCAGCGGCUCAUCCCGGGCACUCCCCGGCUCAUCCCGGGCUCCUCCCGGCCCUCCCCGAGCAUCCCCGGCUCGUCCCAGCCCGGCCCCCCCGCUCCGGCCGCGUCUCCAGGGAAGAUGCUCAACGUUAUGGAUUUCUCCUGCCCGGAUCCGCUCUACUCCAAGUACGAGGAGAGCUGCGAGAUGAAAACCGGAGACCUGCAGGGCUUGGGGCAGCCUGAGCAGCAACUUCUGGCAGAGGCCGAUUUCCUUGGAGGUGAGCUGCUGGGCGUCCCCGGCAGCGGCGGGGCCGUGGAUUACUCGCUGCUGGGCAGCCAGCCCUCGCCUUCCCUCAGCUACACCGGCAGCUUCUUCAUCAAGGCGGUCCCGGAGCACCCGCAGGACCAGGAAUCCCUCUUCAACCUGAUGUCGGGCAUCCUGGGCAUCUCCCCCUUCGCCUCCUCCGAGGGCCACCAGCGGCACCUGGACGCUCUUUACCCCUGUCCCGAGGUGGCUCCGAGCCAGCUGGACCUGUACCCGUCGUGCCAGCCCGAGAUGAGCGGGUCCAGCCCGGCCCCGUUCACCGAGCCGGGCUACGGCGCCUUCCCCGCGGCCGAGGGCGCGCAGCCCCUGCCGGGAAACACCUCGCAGUGCUUCUUCCAGCCCAAGCUGCUGGACAGCAAGCAGGACAUCAAGCUGUCCUCCGGCUCCCCGCCCCUGGACAAGUUCAAAGGCGCCUGUGCCCAGUGGGAGCCGCUCUCGCAGCAGCACCAGGCCUACCUGCCCGCCGCCUUCCCCUCCGCCGAGGGCUUCCCGGCCCCCGAGGGCAGCCAGGGGCUGUUCCCCGCGCUGGGCUCCAAGAUGGAGAGCGUCUUGUCCGUCAGCUGCCAGCCGGAGCUCGGCAGCCUGGCCGAGGACGCCGCCUGCUUCGGAGCCCAUCUGGGCUUCGGCUGCGAGCCAGAGAACUUCCCGGCCCGCGGGGACUUCGCCGACAGCAAGAUCCACGCCCUGCCCGCGCCGUUAAUGCCGGACUUCGAGGCCUCCUUGGCCCAGCCCGAGGUGCUGCCGGGCCUGCUGGGCUCCGCCGAGCUGCUCCAUCCCCACCCGUCUCCGUCCGUGCCUCCCCCGGAGUUCCUGGGCCCGGCCCCGCCGCUGCCCUCGCUGCUGCCCGCCGGCCCCGCCGCGCUGGCCGAGCCCAAGAAGAAGGCUCGGCGCAGCAAGUGCUCCUCCAAGUGCUUCUGCCCCAAGCCCCACGAGAAGGCGUUCGCCUGCCCGGUGGAGAACUGCGUCCGCAGCUUCGCCCGCUCCGACGAGCUCAACCGGCACCUGCGCAUCCACACGGGCCACAAGCCCUUCCAGUGCCGCAUCUGCCUGCGCAACUUCAGCCGCAGCGACCACCUCACCACGCACAUCCGCACCCACACCGGCGAGAAGCCCUUCUCGUGCGACACCUGCGGCCGCCGCUUCGCCCGCUCGGACGAGAAGAAGCGGCACAGCAAGGUGCACCUCAAGCAGAAGGCGCGGAGCGAGGAGAAGCUCAAGGGCUUGGGUUUCUUCUCGGUGGGGCUGUCCUUCGGCCCGCUCUGAGCCCC
Molecule: messenger RNA, 1785 nt
Organism: Melospiza melodia melodia
Lineage: Eukaryota; Metazoa; Chordata; Aves; Passeriformes; Passerellidae
Gene: EGR4
Product: early growth response 4
Exons: 2
Coding region: 332-1780 (482 amino acids)
Biological process (GO): regulation of transcription by RNA polymerase II
Molecular function (GO): RNA polymerase II cis-regulatory region sequence-specific DNA binding; DNA-binding transcription factor activity, RNA polymerase II-specific
Source: RefSeq, a predicted model, not a curated record